Molecule: messenger RNA, 1000 nt
Organism: Perkinsus marinus ATCC 50983
Lineage: Eukaryota; Perkinsozoa; Perkinsida; Perkinsidae
Product: Rab11, putative
Exons: 7
Coding region: 28-732 (234 amino acids)
Cellular component (GO): endosome
Molecular function (GO): GTPase activity; GTP binding
Source: RefSeq, a predicted model, not a curated record
AGUCGAUUGUUUUCACCUACCACCUCCAUGCCUAGUACAAAGACAACAGCAACAACAGAGAGGGAAGACUACGAUUAUCUCUUCAAAGUCGUGUUGAUUGGCGAUAGCGGUGUGGGGAAGUCUAAUAUCCUCAGCCGCUUCACUCGAGGGGAAUUCAAUCUUGAAUCCAGGUCGACCAUUGGGGUAGAAUUCGCGACGAAGUCAGUCCGCAUAGGGGAGAAGGUGGUGAAGGCCCAGAUAUGGGAUACAGCAGGCCAAGAACGGUAUCGUGCAAUAACAUCUGCAUACUACCGUGGCGCGGUGGGAGCCUUGCUCGUGUAUGAUAUCUCUAAGCGAUCAUCAUUCGACAACGCUGCACGAUGGUUGAAGGAGUUGCGUGAGCAUGCAGAUAGUGACAUUGUGGUCAUGCUAGUUGGCAACAAGUGCGAUCUAUCCCACUUGAGGGCGAUAGAGGAGGAAGAAGCGGAGAAGUUCUGUUCGGACAAUGAUCUAUUAUUCAUAGAGACCAGUGCUCUGGAGGCUACCAACGUGGAAGAGGCUUUUCAAAACAUCCUCGAGGACAUAUACAAGGUUAACUCGUCGAAGCCGACCCCAUCACAGGCUGCUGGUGCUGCUGCAGGCGAUCCCUCUAUGGUUGAACAACAGGAGCGGAUGCGAGUGCAGCUAGAAGGGGCUACCACUGGGGCACUGCAACAACAGCAUCAUCACAGCAAGUGCUGUUCCACUUCAUGAUGAUACUCAGGGAAAAUACGAUUAUUUCAACAGACGCGGGAGUCCCUUUGUGAGACAACCAAGGUCAUCAUGUAUGUUAAUAUACUGAACAGUCAUAAUCAUAAUCAUCAUCGCUAUUUUCGUUGAUGUCACAUACUGUGGCUCACACUGAUAUUCGGACUAUUCAUCGAAUCACAUCGCGGAUGCUCAGCAUACUCCUUCUGCAGUCGACUGUUAUUCCGAUGGUGAUGCUGUUGCUGAUGGAACCAUUUACAGUAUAAUUCUUAUU